CACGCACUUCGCAUAGCUUCAAGUCUGCAGACGUUCUUAACAAGAGCACCCCCGCGCGCGCUCUCUAGAGGCUGUGUCGACCUUGCCACGAAUUGCUCUACCACUCGGCAUGCGAAUUGCGAGUCUUCUUGUAUACCAUUCAGUCUUGCUUUUGCUACUGGAUCUACCAAUCAGCUUUGCCUCCAACACGAUUACGGUCUGGGAUCUUUGGUGAGAACUUGCUCACGUUACAUUGCGCGCCGUCCCAAGGACCUGCCUAUCGUGAUGAGAGCGGACUGUUGUCAAAACAGAGGGGCUGGGCUCAGUCUCCGACAAGCUGCCGCCACGGCCAUCGCAUGGUGGGCAGCCUUCGCCGAUGCCAUUGUAUACCCAAGCCAUCACGAGCUGUACAAGUUCGAUUAUCCACCAAGAGCGCACCCACCCGCAAGCGAGAGGCACAUCAAAGCCAGAGCCGACGAUGAGAAGCCCAUCCCUUUGCUCGUGACAAACAACUGCCCCGACACGCUGUGGCCGGGCAUUGCGACACAACAUGGCGACGGACCCGAGUCCACAGGAUUUGAGCUGGGCCCUGGCAAGAGGAGAAACAUGACGGUGGGGUCGACAUGGCAAGGACGUGUAUGGGGACGCACAAACUGCACAGCAGAUGGCGAAACUGCGACGUGCGCCACCGGCGAUUGCUUCGGAAAGCUGGAGUGCGAGUUUAGUGGGGCCGCACCUGCCACGCUGGCUGAAUUCACCCUAUCUGGUGGUGUUACCGGAACGCAGACGUUCUAUGACAUUUCCCUUGUCGACGGGUACAACUUGCCUGUUGGGAUCGUCUAUCACCCAGCCAAGAACACGACAUGGAUCCCUCCAAAUCUGGUCAACCCCGUCUGCAUCGGCACACCGGGAUAUCUGGCCGACUCCAAUAGAACAGGACUCACCUAUACGAACUCGACCUACCCAAUGCCCUAUGAGACAGCACACGAUAACGAGCGUGUCUCAAACUGGUGCCCGUGGGAUCUUCAGGCCUUCCCGCCCACGAAGCCAGGCGACGGAGUCUAUCCUUAUCCAGAUGACAAUGUGCCACGGCCAGUUUUUGAUCCAUGCAAGAGCGCAUGUGCUGCCACGAACGACCCUAGGGAUUGCUGCGCGGGCGAGUACAACAACCCGGAUGUGUGCGGGCCUAGCUUGUACUCUACACGGGCUAAAGCCGUGUGUCCAGACGCGUAUAGCUACGCGUACGAUGACCAGACCUCGACGUUCAUCAUUCCGCACGGCGGAGGGUGGGAAGUGGUCUUCUGUCCAGUGGGCCGGAGCACAAAUAUCCUUUCGACGUUCGGUGCCGAGUUGCAGGAGCUCGCUGCUAGUGGCCACGCAAGCCACCAGAUGCUGCUCAACCUCAUGAAUACUAGUUACAUAGACUCGAAGCCGAGCAGCGCAGGUCGGUUCAGCAUUCAGUCCUGGGGACUACUUCUGAGCGCCCUGGUAGGUGCUUGGGCCGUCGGGCUCUGAUGGUCUCUCGUGCGGUAAGCCAAGCCAGCGGACGUUGAGGAGAAGCGUUGUUUUCAAACAGUGUUUUAGAUUGAUACCACACGCGAAAUUUGAUUGAGAUUGCUGGAUUGCGGCAUUGGUUACGAACAUGGGCCGCGCAGGGCUAAGAUAAAUUGUUUUGGGAGAGGAAGCAAGGACCCACGGCGAAGCAGCUGGGCUGCUUGCGUGUUGGAAUUCUGACGAGUAAGAGAGGUUUUCAGUUGAUUUCCUUUUUCCCUAGAAUUCUUCUGUGCCUGGAAGCAUAUGUAGCACAGUCUUUGAAUGACACGAAACAUUCACCACA
Microdochium trichocladiopsis is the source of this 1816-nucleotide messenger RNA. Its product is annotated as thaumatin family-domain-containing protein. The record is from RefSeq and is a predicted model, not a curated record. NCBI's taxonomy places the organism in Eukaryota, Fungi, Ascomycota, Sordariomycetes, Xylariales, Microdochiaceae. Gene Ontology annotation, biological process: defense response. The transcript has 2 exons. Bases 265 to 1494 code for a protein of 409 amino acids. Gene Ontology annotation, cellular component: extracellular region.